UGGCCAUAUAUGAAAUCGUAUGGUUCAUGUCCGAAAUCAUCUGAGAAGUGAAGAUGGCUGUGGAGCCCGUGAGUUGUGUGCACCAAAUCCAUUGAUUAAAUAAGGCCGAGAUAAAAUGUAUCGCCUUAUUGUUUGCCACACAAUUUUUCGAAUAGAGAAAACAGGCCACGUAUAAAGCUGUCGAACAGCAAGCGAUGGAAAGAUGGUGAGGGAGCACAUUUGCCACUGGUAUGGGUUCUCAAACGCUGGAAAUUUUGAGACAAGGCGUCUGGGCUAGCCUGACAGGAGGCUGGUUUUACGAUCCCCAUCUCGACGUUUUUUCAAACACCUUUCAUCUUUAUGUUUGGCUUUUCUUGCUCUGCUUGCCGUUCACCAUAUACCUUUACUUUCCACCGACGUUGUGCGUUUGGGUGACAUAUUGUUCUUCGAUUGGAGCACUUUUUGGCACAAUAAAAUGUGUCAAUCACGCGCUUCAUUGUGUAUAUGAUACAACAGAGUGCUUGGAGGAAUCGGGUCAAACUGUCAGUCAACAAAGGUUGGAAAGUGAAAAGAGGCGCACAGCGCAUAACAAAGGCAGGGAACAAUCGCAAGAUCAAGUAGACCAUGGAAUAGAGUUACAAGUUUUAAAUGGAAAAACAGAUACACCACCUGUAGAAUGCUCAUCACGUAACUCUUUUAUUGAAUCAAAUGUGCAGAAUGCAGAUGCGGAUAGUAUAACAUCUGAAUACAAUCGAGACAAACCUAGUUCAACUAUUGAUUUGAAAGUAGAAAUUCACAGAAAAAAUAGCUCGGAAAGUUCAGAGGAAGCACAACAGCUCACUAAACCGAUGGUACCUAGCAUUAAUGUACAUGAAACAGAAUUAGCUUCUGCACAGUACCAUGAACCACGUUUUCGAAAUAUAGUCAAUGAGAGAAGAUUGAAACUUCAGAAAUGUGUCGUAAUAGCUGAAGAAGACAGACAAGGAUCAAGAAAGUUAUGCAGACACGCGUCCGAAGAAUCACGAAAUCGUCAUUCCAAACAGGGUAGUCUUGGUAAAACAGGUUCUGAAAGUCAGAUAAAACAAACAAGUUCUUUAGAAUUGGAACAUCAUGGAGAUGAUUAUCCUUAUUGGAAGUCGAAUCAAAGCGUACGACGUCUCAAUUCCAAUUCGAUUCCAAUGGAAACUCAUUUAAUAAACGACCAUCCUCAAAGUUUAGAAAUUAUAUCGAAAAAGGAAGAUGCUGAUAAAAAUAAAAUUUCGUCCCAUCCACAGUCUUUAGAGGUUAUUACAAAAAAACCACAUCAACAACUUAUCCACCCGCAAAGUCUUGAAACAUUUGGUGCUACUAGUAAAAACAUAAACAUUACAGAUGACAAUAAUUUACCUCUUCACCCUCAAAGUCUUGAAACAAUCAAUACUAAAAAGGUAUUACCUCAAAAUACGUUAAAAAAAAACCAACUUCAGCUAUUACCAUAUCUUAGUUAUGGAUCAGAAAUAGUACAUCCUAUAGCAGAACAAAGCGACGAACAAUUUGCUAAUGAAAGUUCUGGAGGGUUUAGUCUUCAGGAUUCAUAUAGUCCAUUACUCACUCGCAAGACUUGCGAAACUAACGCUACAUCUAAUCGCGACAGAAGUCUUAGUACUAGCAGAUACGACGAUAGAUUUUCAAGAUUUAAUGGAGAUGGUGGUAUAGAUAAUGAUUCCGCCAACUCUCGUGAUGCACUAAUCGAAGAACCAAAGCCUGGUAUCAAAAGGAGAUACAGUAAUGCAAGCCAAAGCAGUCAUGAAUUCUCUGAAGGUGAUAAGCCCAAAGACAAGCAAGAUAAAUUAAAAAGUAUGGAUGACCCAUUAAAUGUUGGAAGUAUAGUUGGAAUAGAUCGAUUAUUUGAAAGCAGUGAUUGCGCACUGGAGUCACGAAAAAAUAAAAAUCUACAUAAUAAAGAACCAGAUUCUGGUUCAUCUAGUACAACGACCCUAAGUAUGGAAAAUGAGGUGAAAAGAAAGUUACUUCCGCAAUCAGACACGGAUAACAAACGACAUCAAGGUGCAAUACCUAAACAAAGCCGUCCAAAACUUGCAGUAGAUACCAUAGAUGAUAAUAUUACAACUACGGAACAAACCCGGCCAAAACUUAAACGAGCUCUAGGGGUCAGAAGAGACAAAGAUAGAGGAAGGGAUAGAAGAUUCGAUACAUUUGAUAGAUUUGAGCAAACUAGUGGUUCAAACAACGAGUUAAGUACGCUUAGUCUUGCGUCGUCCUUAUUAGCUACAUUGUUGACCUCUGGCCGAGAUUUACCUGGUCAAUCCAGUACUGUGUCUGAUUUAAGACUCAGUCACAAUUCUGAACAUCGUAAUUCACGAGCAAGACGAGGUACUUUGAAACGAUCGAUUAGAUUACAUCACGGGCCACGAGAUAGAAGUCGGGACGACAAUGUUGUACCGCUCACUGCUUUACUUGGAUUGAUAUCGAACGACGAGUGUCAUAUAGUUGCCAAUCACAACGACACGGUAGUACCUUUAGAAGCGGUACCUUCUUUCGGAGAUGAAAAUAGUCGCUGGUUGGCUUACACCUUUGACGAAAAGGGAUCUGGUGUUGCUGCUGCUGCUGCUGCUGCUGCACAAGUUCCUUCUAGCAAUAACAACAAACUAAUAAAUACAUUGUUACGUCAACAACUCAAUCAAAAUUUACAUUACGACGCGAAUUGGGAGCUUACAGAUUCUUUAAGCAACAGUUACAGUAGCCUGUCUUUGAACUCUGCCGGUUUAAGUGUUAUAAUAGACACGCCGCCUGUUUUAUCGAGCCCAGAAAGUAAUCAAACUAAAGCACAAAAUUCACUGUCGUCGAAUUUAGUUUCCUCGAAUACAGGAAGCACUAAUCAUUGUACAGUGGAAAUUUCAGAACGAGAUCAAUUUCAUCAGAAUACUGGGAAUCCGUAUCAAUCUACGAUAGAGACUUUAGAACGACAUCAGUUCCAUCAGGACAUAAUGCCACAUAUGGACUCUACAACAGAUAGAAAUGGAAGAUUACAAGGUUUAUUGGGAUACCUUAGUUUAAAUAUUUACUCAUCGGAUCUUCAUCGACGAAUGCCUCUUUUAACGUUACCACCGCACCAAGAAACAGAUAUAAAUAGAAGCUUAUCUUGGAAUCGAUUUAUCGAUAGCUUAGGCGGAUCCGAUUCUAAAUCUAAACAAGCAAGACAUUACUAUAAAUGGAAAAUUGGCAAAUUACCGCACAUUAAAGUGCGGUUCGAUCGUUUAUUUUUAUUGGCUUUACUGGAUCGAAAUUUGACGAUUUUCGAGACUAUCAUUUCGACGUUUUUGGCAGUUGCUGUUGCGGGAUUGGGUCUCGUACUACUUCAACAAGGAUUCUACCGUGAUAUAUUUGCCUUUAUAUUUUGUUUCGUAACCGCCGGAUGUCAGUAUUCGUUAUUAAAAUCCGUUCAGCCUGACGCUGCUUCUCCGACACAUGGGUUUAAUCGUAUUAUAGUAUUCUCGCGGCCUAUAUAUUAUAUAUUAUGUUCAGGAUUCAUACUAAUCUUUAACGAAUUUCUAAGAAACUUCAAAACGUCUGAAUUUCGAAUAUACGAUUUGCGAGUCGCCGAUUACGACGUUAUAUUACAAAUUCGUAAUAUUUUAUUAAUUUUCCUUUUGUGCUUUCCAAUCGUAUUUUCUUUAGGUUUAUUUCCUCAAAUUAAUACUUCUUUAAUGUAUUUUUGCGAGCAUGUGGAUAUUCAUUUGUUUGGCGGAAAUGCAACCACUAGUCUGAUCUCCUCGAUAUAUUGUCUUUGUCGAAGUAUCAUCACUGUUGUCAUACUAUACGGUUUUGCUUAUGGAGCAAUUACGGAACCCAAGUCUUCGCAACAUAUUUUGUUCUCUAUUUUCGCGGGUUUACUAGUGGCUAUAUCUUAUCAUUUAAGCCGAUCGUCUUCGGAUCCCACCGUGAUAUGGGAUAUUGUUAAAACGAACUUGUGGCCACCAGAAAUUUAUACAGAAGAGAAAGAAGCGAAGAUCAUCGAGAACACAUCGCGUGGUGAUAAUUUAUCAGCGACAUAUAAAGAAGCAAAAAUUAGAGCGUCAGGAAGGAAGAAACACGUAAACAUUAAAGUUGGCGAGCAAAUGUCGGACACAGAAUUAGUGGAUCCCUUACCUGAGAAAUUACGAGCAACCGUAAAUGCAAGAUUAAAGAACGAUUUGAUAGUAUGCGCAGUAAUAGGUAUAUUGUCAUUUGGAAUCCAUUGUUCAACUGUAUUUACAGCUUUGCAACCAGAACUAAACCCAGUUUUAUGGGGUAUCGUAAGCUGCCUUGGAUUUCUGUUACAUUACGUCGUACCGCAACUUCGAAAACAUUCACCAUGGUUGUGCUUGGCAAGACCAGUACUACGUAGUCACGAACACGGACAAUUCGAAGUUCGCGAACCAGUGAAAAUAAUGUGGUUCGAGAAAGCGUACGUUUGCCUUUCAUUCUUAGAAAGAAAUGUUCUUUAUCCAGUAGUGUUCCUGGGAGCGCUCACCGAAUGUUCAUCAAAAAUUGUAAACAAAUUUGGAGAAAGCAUCGGUGCGUUGAUCAUAGUUGUAUGCGGAUUGAAAUCCUUGAGGUCUGCAUAUUCUGAUCCAUCGACGCGCUACCUGGUUCUGAUCUUUGCCGUGCUGUUCUUCAAACUAGAUUUCCGUGAACUCAGUGAAACAUUUCUCGUUGAUUACUUUGUCACGGGAAUAGCAUUUGCAAAAAUUUAUGAAUUGUUAUUGAAAAUACGAUUUGUAGUUACGUAUAUCGCCCCAUGGCAAAUCACUUGGGGUAGCGCAUUUCAUGCGUUUGCGCAACCUUUCUCGGUACCGCAUUCUGCUAUGCUGUUCUUGCAAGCUGGCAUUUCUGCAAUUCUAAGCACUCCUUUAAACCCACUUUUGGGCAGCGCGAUUUUCAUCUCAUCUUACGUGCGUCCAGUGAAGUUUUGGGAACGAGACUACAAGACGAGAAGAGUGGAUCAUUCGAAUACGCGGAUGUCUUCGCAUUUAGACAGGAAUCUGGGUGCUGACGAUAACAAUCUGAACUCGAUCUUCUACGAACAGUUAACAAGAUCACUGCAACACAGUCUUUACGGAGACCUUGCCCUUGGUCGCUGGGGAAACGUGGAACAAGGCGACUGCUUCCUCUUGGCAUCUGAUUAUUUAAACUGUUUGGUCCACAUUGUUCAAUUGGGCAAUGGAUUGGUAACUUUUCAAUUGAGAGGUCUUGAAUUCAGAGGAACGUAUUGUCAGCAAAGAGAAGUAGAAGCGAUCUCUGAAGGAAUCGAAGACAAUGACAAUUGUUGUUGUUGCGAAAUGGGACAUUUCUCGAAUGCAUUAAGUGUAAACGCAGCUUUCAGUCAGCGUUGGUUAGCUUGGGAAGUUGUGAGAUCUAAAUACGUUCUGGAAGGAUACUCAAUUUCUGAUAAUUCAGCGGUUUCUAUGCUUCAAGUAUUCGAGUUUCGCAAAGUAUUGGUUACUUAUUACGUAAAAAGUAUUGUUUUUUAUGCUGUAAAAUCGUCAAAACUGAAAUAUUGGUUGGGGAAUUCCGAUAUUUCGGACGCGCUUAAAAUAUCCCUCGACAAGAACUUCGUUGACCUCGAUCCUGUUUUCAAUAUGAAUAUCGACGAGGAUUUCGACUUUCGUGCUAGUGGAAUUACACGAAGUAGUUUUUGCAAUGUUUAUUUGGACUGGAUACAAUAUUGCGUUACUAAACAUGAUAAGACACUAGAUAGAACAAGGGAUUCACCGCUAGUAUCCCUGUGUUUUGCAUUAAGUCUUCUGGGGAGACGUGUUUUGGGAGCAGCGUCUCAUAAUACUGUAUCCAGCGUUGAAUUCUUUCUGUACGGAUUGCAUGCUCUUUUUAAAGGAGAUUUCCGCAUAACAUCGAUUCGAGAUGAAUGGGUAUUACUCGAUGUCGACUUAUUACGAAGCGUUGUGGCAAAAGGUGUGAGAAUGGCAUUGAAACUACAUCAAGAUCAUUUCAUGAGUCCAGAGCAGUAUGUCGAAUCGUCAGCCCUCUAUGAAGCUAUAGAUAGUCACGAUAAAAAUCUUGUGAUUAGCCACGAAGCAGAUCCACUGUGGAGAAAUGCCGUUUUAAACGGCGCACCCAGUCUUUUGGCUCUUAGACACGUUCUCGAUGAUGGCAUUGACGAAUACAAAGUAAUCAUGCUUAACAAACGUUUCUUGAGCUUUCGAGUAAUUAAAAUGAAUCGUGAAUGCGUUCGUGGUCUCUGGGCCGGGCAACAACAAGAAUUAGUAUAUUUGAGAAAUAGAAAUCCAGAACGAGGUUCUAUACAAAAUGCGAAACAGGCCCUCAGAAAUAUAAUAAACAGUUCUUGCGAUCAGCCGAUCGGGUAUCCGAUUUAUGUCUCGCCAUUAACGACUAGUUACGCAGAAACGAAUGAACAAUUAUGUUCUAUAGUUGGAGGACCUUUGAGUCUUAGCGUAAUUAAGCGCAGUGUGUUAAAAUUGUGGCAAAGAAUCAGAAGAAGAUGCGGUCAAGGUUGUUCGUCGGGUGGAACUGGAUCGCAAGAUGACGGAGGUUUCGGAAAUGACGGAGUAUACGCAAUGACUACUUAUAAUAUUCAUUCAGGUUAUACUCAAUCGGGUCACAAUACAUCUGGCUCGCAAUCUAUAGAUUCUGGAUGUCAAAUUGGUGGAUCAACUGGGCGUGGUUCGUUGGGAAGAGCGAAUACGGGAUCUCUUGGUGGAAAUAGAGGAUCGUUGGCUUCGGUUGGAAAACCUACGAGCUCGACGCUCGCCAGUUUAGCUGGUCUUCUUAGUAAUAGUGAUAUUAAAACUGAGACUAAAAGCGAAACAAGUUUCUCUGGUAAACUUGAGAGAGACGAAGGUUUCCCAAAAGUUCGUAUCAUAGAUCCUAAUCAAGUGUACGACGCUAUUAAUUUGGGUCGUCGGAUAGAUGUAAUUUGGCCUGACGAAAGAAUGAGACAGCAAGGUGGUAGAUCUGGAUGGCAACAUUGGGUCCCCGAAAGAGGUAUGGAAGGAUGCGUUAUUCAUUAUUGGUCCCCGAAUCAUCGUGAUCCUAAUCGACGAUCUCACGUGGAUAAAGUUAUUUUGCUUGUGAAAAUUGAUGAUAAAUACGUUCCAAUAGCGGAACAAGGUGUACGAGACUUAGGGGCAGAAGUGUGAUGAAAUAUUUUUGAACCUUCCAUAGUAAUACACACUCUGAGAAUUUUCGUACAGUCAUUUCUCGAAUCACGCACCGCGCAUAUUAAUAUAAAUGCAUUAAAAAUGAAGAUUUCAUUCCAACUAUAGAAUGAUAAAUACAAUUUUUUGAUGGGAGAUUAUUCUUGAAAUUGUAAAUAACGAAAAUCGACGAAUUUUAAAAACUAGUUUGUUAAUUUCAUUAUAAAAUAUAGCCGCAAAAUACUCUUCUCUAUGCAGUUUUUCGAAGAUUUUCAUUCGCUCAAUAUUAUUUCUUUUUUUUUCUUUUUCUUUUUUGCUUCUGUAUUCUUGGUUCAUUGCAAUAAUUAUCCAGUAAGCGCAAUUUUCUGGAGACAUUUAAAAAAAAAACAA
Messenger RNA from Hylaeus anthracinus, 7523 nucleotides. It is a transcript of the gene pcx, whose product is annotated as pecanex-like protein 1. Lineage: Eukaryota; Metazoa; Arthropoda; Insecta; Hymenoptera; Colletidae. Gene Ontology annotation, biological process: endoplasmic reticulum organization. The coding region runs from base 231 to 7136 and encodes 2301 amino acids. Gene Ontology annotation, cellular component: membrane; endoplasmic reticulum. The record is from RefSeq and is a predicted model, not a curated record. The transcript has 15 exons.